Molecule: messenger RNA, 1631 nt
Organism: Onthophagus taurus
Lineage: Eukaryota; Metazoa; Arthropoda; Insecta; Coleoptera; Scarabaeidae
Source: RefSeq, a predicted model, not a curated record
GCAGGGAACUUGGUGUAUUAUUGUUACGACAAUGCGUUUCGAAACGUUUAUUGGUGAUUUUAAAACGAUUGAUAGAAGUAGAAAAAAAUAUCUCUAAGAUAAAAUCUUUAAAAAAAAAAGUAAAAGUGUUACUGGAAAUGUUGAAAUGCUAAUGGUUGAAUAUAAUUAGUGUUUGUUUUUUGUCGUAAAACUGUUUUUUCUGAUCAGAUAUAAGUUUCCUAAUCAAGAAUAAAGUACUACAAAAAAAAAGGAAAAAUCAUGACUAUCCUACUCAAAUAGACAAGGUUAAAUCCCAGACGUAACUAGUUUGUACAAAUAAGUACAAUGGCAGUAUAUAGGUGUUUUUACUAUCUUGUUCUCGGCACCAAUUUAAAAUUAUAAACAGGAAUCUAACAGAAUAAAUAGAAUUAUAAAUUCGCUGCUAGAAUAUUAUUCAUGAAAGCCAACGAAAUGUGAUCAAUAAAGUAAUUAUUGAUUUAUCCCGAUGGGACAAAAGCCUUCACAAUUGGGAAAUGCCAACAGACGUCUGCCACUUUCAUGGACUUUAAGAUCUCAAAACCAUCAUCAUCAUCAACAAAAUACCACAGCUUCGAUUAAAAGCCAAUACAAAACAAAUAGAAAGUCCCCAAAUAAUACCGGUAAAGAAAACGCGCUAAAUACAGAAGCACCAUUGAAAGGAAGAAACUUAAAAACAAUAACAAGUGUAAAUAAUAGCAUAAACAACAACAUUAAUAAUAAUAAAAUUAACUCCAAUUCUAUUAAGAAUACAAACGUUACCGAUGUACAGUGCAAAAUACUAAAAACUCAAAAUGCUCCAUUGAGAACCAAAUCAGAACCUAACUUAGCAGCGGAAAAGAGAGAAAAGCACAAGCAUAGAAGAAAAAGUUCUUCUAGAAGUAAAUAUGGAAGAACUAACGAGAUACAACAGUUUGGUUAUGAGAUAGAUGAUGUGGAUGAGUUUUUAGCUAAGGCAAGUAUCGAUAAGCCAGCUAACAUUCCAGUUGUUCUCGCAUCCCCAAGUGUAUUAUACCAGACCAGAGUUGGCGGAUACCAAGCGGAGAUAUCCCUUCCUUUAGGAAUGGUUGUGAACGCGGUCUUCAAGAACCAACAUUGGCUUUACGUGCAAACUCCGCACGCCGAGGAAGGAUAUGUCAGCUAUGCCGCUUGUUUACCUUUAGGAAUUAUUCCACCACCUGAAAAUUCUUUAUCACCCUGUUGGGAAAAUAGCACAGAUGUAUUUCCAAAACCAUCCGGUAACAUGACGGACACGGAAAAGCUUAGUUCUCGAUCGGAGUGUAGUGGUGGAAGAUGCAGAAGUAGGCGGUCAAGAAAUGCAACAAGUACAUGUGGCGAAAGAAGUGUUGAUAGACUUUAUUUACGGGCGGCGGCAUCUGCAAGAAAUAAAGGGGGAACGCGACAAACUUUAUUAAUUAUUUGUUGUGACUACGAGGGCGGUAGGAACAAUACGUUGAAUGUGGUGAAGGGUGACGUUGUGGUGUUGAUUAGUACUCAUGUGGAAGGGUGGUUUUGGGUUAAGAACAAAGAGGGUGCCGAAGGGUUUAUACCCGCCGCCGUUGCUGGGCAUGGUUUUUUGUAAUAUUCUGAAAUAAAGUUUUUAUUAUUUGUUUUUA